AAGCUGAAACUUUAGUCUGACGCAAAAAGUUCAGUAUAUAAACCAUGGUGUUUUAUCCCUAUUCAUUUUUAGGGUUUAGUUCUCCUUUAAAAGCCCCAUGUUACAUAACAAGGGAGCAGCAGCUGAAGAAAAAGCAAAGCUCUGUGUAUAUUUUCAGUCAGGAAACAGCUCAAGCACAAAGGGCUUUCAGAUUAAGGAAGGAUAAGGCUUCUCCGGAACCUAAAUCCACCUUACUUUCUACCUGAAAUAGCAACGUUGGCCUCACAUCUCCUAAUUCCUUCUGGCUGCCAUGGUAACCAAGCCACUCUCCCAGACCCCUCCUAGAAUAAGCCCAUUCGCUUUCCAGCCUGGGGAAGGGGGGAGCAGUGUGAUGGAGACUGCUUGUGCUCUCAGACAACCUCCUCUCUCCCAUUCACACUGAAUACUCCCUUAUUUUUCUAGAAUGGAUGGCUGUGCUAAUGGCAAAACAGCCGCCUUAGUAGAAAUAAUGAUGAGCAGCACAUGAACGCUCUGCAGCAGCUCCAGCUUCUUUCCUAUGGGGUCACCCCUGGGCACCACCUGAGCAUCUCAGGCCUAAAGGGGGAACCAGGGAAACCAGACGUCUGGGCAUCUUCUGAGAAGGCUCAAGUGUUUAAUGCAGACUUGUCAUUGUCAAGGAAGCUAAAGUGACAUUGCCGUUAAUCCUGCAGCUGUACCACGUGAGCCAGGCUGUAACUUAUUUGCCUGCUGAGCCAUCGUCCACAUAAUCACUGGAUCCUUUGUUCAGGCUGGAUACCCUUUGCACCACAUAGAACUUUGGAUACAAAGAACUAGGUGUGAGGAAACCUCUGAAGGAUGAACCAGAUAAGGGGGAAAGUAAUUGUUGUGCUGAUCAAACAUCCAAGAGGAGCUGCUUCAACCCCAACGUGAGCACAUCUGUGCACUAUUAUUGUGCCGGACUGACAAACCAACUUCUACUGUUGAAUUGUAAACAAGAGAUAUUUUACACUGUAGAAAAUCCUAAAGGACUACAUCUUUCUGUUUCUUCUCAAACUGCUUUUUGAAAAAUCUGUGCUUUCUUGACUAACCAAGACCUGAUUAUAUAGGAUAUCGUUUAUUUGGGUUGAAAAAAAGACAAAAGUCCAUCAAGUUCAUCAUUUUGUCUAUGUGCCCGGUGCACGACCGCAGUCCAAAUGUUGACCAUGACAGCGAUGUACAUGAAUGGAGGGGGGGUGGGCAAUGCGAGGUAUGCCCGGUGGAACCGGCAGGAGAGCUUGGAGGACUACGUCCGAUCUGAGUGCUAUGAGAAGGACUCAGAAGGGAAGCAGUGCAAGCUCACGCCCUUAGAAAAGCUCACCCAAGACAUGUCACGUGAUGAAAAGACGGUCAAGGAACUGACCCUCGGAAAGAGAAUUGGCUUUUACCGAAUGCGUGGGGAAAUAGGGAGCGGCAAUUUCUCACAAGUGAAGCUUGGUAUUCACGUCCUGACUAAAGAAAAGGUUGCUAUAAAAAUCCUGGAUAAAACCAAGUUGGACCAAAAAACCCAGCGCCUGUUGUCCCGGGAGAUCUCCAGCAUGGAGAAGUUGCACCACCCCAACGUGAUCAGACUCUAUGAAGUCGUGGAGACCUUGUCUAAGCUGCACCUUGUGAUGGAGUAUGCGGCAGGUGGUGAGCUGUUUGCCAAAAUUAACACUGAUGGAAAAUUAUCGGAAUCAGAAAGUAAAGUCAUCUUCUCUCAGAUACUGUCUGCUGUCAAGCAUAUGCACGACAACCAAAUUAUCCACAGAGACCUGAAAGCUGAAAACGUGUUCUACACCAGUAACACCUGUGUAAAGGUGGGGGACUUUGGAUUCAGCACAAUAAGCAAAAAGAAUGAAACCCUAAACACCUUUUGUGGCUCUCCGCCAUACGCUGCUCCUGAGCUUUUUCGCGAUGAACACUACAUUGGUGUUUUUGUUGAUAUCUGGGCUUUGGGCAUUCUCCUGUACUUCAUGGUGACCGGCAGUAUGCCAUUCCGAGCAGAUACCGUGGCCAAACUGAAAAAGUGCAUUCUCGAUGGAACAUACACCAUUCCUCCUUAUGUGUCGGAACCGUGCCAGAAACUAAUUAAGGGGAUGCUACAGCCCAUCCCUUCAGACAGGUGUAGCGUCGAUUACAUCAUAAACAGCGAAUGGAUGAAUGGAAUACAAUACCCUAAACCAUUAGAACCCAUAAAACUUGAUCCAAAGCAUCUCUUUGAUGGAAACCCUCUCAAGGAUGAAGACUCAGAGGUGAAGAACAUUUUAGAUAACUUGGGCAUCACAGAAGAACAUGUUAUUAACAAUCGGGGGAAAGACUCCCGCAGCCCCAUAACUGGAAUAUACAGGAUUGUUCUUCACAGGGUCCAGAAGAAGAGGGCGGUGGAGAGUGUCCCCAUCAUCACAAACCCAGAACCAAAAGAAAAGUACAUGAAGAGGCCUCACAGGACACAGCGGGAAAUAAGGCAUACUUCUAAAUUUUGUACAAUUUUAUAAACUGUGUUGCUUUGUGUAAUAAUUGGGCACUUUUUAACUUUUUAUAUUUUACUUGAUGCCUUUUAUGAUAUUGACAGCUUGUUUUUUUGGGGUUUUUUUUUUCAAGGACUAAGUUACCACCAAAAAUUUUUGUUUAUAAAAAAUUUGGUGGAAGGUGAAGUCCAUCAGUGAAUUUGGUGUGCCAAGUAAUAGCAUUUGUAUACAGUCACUAAGUACAAAUUGGUAGGUGUGAACAUUGUCUGGGGAAAAGUCAAGUUUAUUGACUGAUACAGUUUAGAGCUUUUCAGAAGCCAUUGGUGUCUUUCAAUGAAGCUCUGUUACCAUAUUUACCCAGCAACACAAUCACUUAGACACAAAAUAAUCACGCAGUGUACCUUACACUUCUUCUGCACCAUUUAGUCACAAUCUUUUGUAACUCUGAGCAGUUAGUAUCCAGCCUCAGCAAUAAGAGUCAGUAGAUGUUUCUCCAGUAGAGUAAAUGCCUUGAAGACCAACUUAUUUCAGGUGCAUUGCCACGAUACAGGUUACAGCGUUAUAUUGUGCAGCAAGUGUUAAACCAAAAGCAGUGGUUGACCUAUAAUUUUGGGCAAGGUUGCAGGGGAGCUGUAGCUCACUAUAGCUGACACUUGUAGUUAACAGUAGCUGGAGAAAUGAUGCACCAGUAAUGCAAGAACAUUAUAUGAGCUGACAAGUUCCUAGGCUCCAUGAUGACCAUUUUGUAUACAUGAAAGCCAAGAAAUACAAAAUAGCAGGGCAGUAUGUUGUGGGUCAUGGACUAAGAUACAAAUGUUUGACCCUGGGCCCCCAGGCUUUCUGCUGUAAAGACACAUGCCCUAUAUCCCAAGCAGUUUAUUUUUGCUAUUGAGCUAAAACAAUGCCCUAUAUUUAACCAAAGUGAUUUACAGGUAAGUGUGAAAGUGCCUUUCCAGAGGGAAUAAGUGUGUAUAGCAGGGGUGGGAAACUUGCUGAUCUUCAGCCAAUGUGAACUACAGCUCAGAGCAGCCUUGGCCUGAUGGGAAAUCUGCAAGAGAGUGUAACUAACAUAUAGAAGAAGGUUUAGACCAAAUGAUAUUGAAGUUCAUCUAAGACAGAUAUUCCAUUGCAGCGGAAGGGGAAGUCCAAUGGGAUAGUGUAGACUUUGGUCUAUCAAGAAAUUAGAAGUUCAUUGAGCACUAAUGACCCUUCCAGCUGACCCAUAGACAUCAAUAUCUUUAUCUUUAUAUAAAUAUUAAUAUCUUAUAAGUGCAACCACACUCAUGUUACUUGGGGGCAUGUCUCUGCAAUGAUAACAGAGCAUUUUGAGGAUUUCAAGCUCAAACCUCACACCUUGGGUCCCACUGCUCUAUUGUGCAGAGGAGAGAAAUAGUAGAAAUAAGAUGGAAGAAUAGCAAAUGGGAAGAAAAACUAGAAGAAUGAAGGAAAGUGUAGAAACAAAAGGUGAUAGAAAUAGGAAUAUGAAUGCCAAGGGUUUGGGGUGAUACUUGGGAUACUGUCAUGGGAAAACAUGUUUUUUCAAAACGCAUCAGUGC
Molecule: messenger RNA, 4021 nt
Organism: Xenopus laevis (African clawed frog)
Lineage: Eukaryota; Metazoa; Chordata; Amphibia; Anura; Pipidae
Gene: nim1k.S
Product: NIM1 serine/threonine protein kinase S homeolog
Exons: 4
Coding region: 1173-2492 (439 amino acids)
Biological process (GO): intracellular signal transduction; microtubule cytoskeleton organization
Cellular component (GO): cytoplasm
Molecular function (GO): protein serine/threonine kinase activity; tau-protein kinase activity; nucleotide binding
Source: RefSeq, a predicted model, not a curated record